This is a messenger RNA of Musa acuminata subsp. malaccensis (wild Malaysian banana), 1972 nucleotides long. RefSeq lists its product as uncharacterized. Gene Ontology annotation, biological process: positive regulation of ERAD pathway. The record is from RefSeq and is a predicted model, not a curated record. Gene Ontology annotation, molecular function: ubiquitin protein ligase activity. NCBI's taxonomy places the organism in Eukaryota, Viridiplantae, Streptophyta, Magnoliopsida, Zingiberales, Musaceae.
UACCGCUGCACUGUUGUCCCCCGAUCUCUUCCCUUCGGCAGCUGGGCGGAUAGAGAAAGCGACUCCCAGCGCUCAUCAUCUAUGCCGGUUUCUUCUUCUUCUUCUUCUUCUGCGCUCGAUCGGGUUACUUAGGGUUUUCGAGAACUCUUUCCGCAUCGAUCGAAACCCUAUUCUCCGUCCGACUAGGUCCGAUCGAUCGAUUGCCCUUCUUUAAGCUUUCUCUUGCUCCGAUUUGCGGUCCGAUGAUGGAAGCCUCCGGCAGAAGCUCGAAUCCCUACCGAAGCCAGUCCGCCUCCUCCGGCAGCGGUUCUUCCAGGUGGUAUCGGGUGCAGCUGUUGGCGUCCAAUUUCAUCCGGUCGCGUCUUUCCGACGUUUUGGACCACUUUGGGGUCUUGCGACCCAGGGCGAGUCACGCGGAGGCCGAGGGCUUGGUCGGUGGUGAGUCUCGCGUCCAUGCUUCCGGUCGGAUUGGUGGGUCUGCGGCCUCUACCGGCAGCGGUGGGGAAGUGUCUAUACGGAUUAUUGGAGUGGGCGAUCAGGAGAGUCUGCGGGUGGGAUCGACCCAGCCACAUCCUCUGGUAGUGGGGUCUGGAAGAGAGGGAGGUUCUAAUGUUUCUGGCGUCUCAGGUGAGCCCAUUGCUACUUUUUCGGAGAGGCGAGGAGGAGAUGGAGGGAGUGAUACUAUGGUUGGUGAGUCAGCCUCGUCAUCUUCUUCUGCGUCGGCAUCUGUACCGCCUGUUGGUAGUAGGAGCAUGGAUGGAGACUCAAACAUCACAGGAGGCAAUAAUAGAGAUUCAACCUACCAGAGAUAUGAUAUACAGCAAAUAGCAAGGUGGAUCGAACAGAUACUACCGUUCUCGUUGUUGCUACUGGUAGUCUUCAUCAGGCAACAUUUGCAAGGCUUCUUUGUCACUAUUUGGAUUGCAGCAGUGAUGUUUAAGUCCAAUGAUAUUUUGAGGAAGCAGACUGCUUUAAAGGGUGAGAGAAAAAUAUCUGUCCUCAUUGCAAUCACACUAGUCUUCAUGAUUCAUGUAUUUGGAGUCUACUGGUGGUACAGGAAUGAUGAUCUUCUAUACCCUCUGGUCAUGCUUCCCCCAAAGGAAAUACUGCCAUUUUGGCAUGCCAUUUUUAUCAUCAUGGUCAAUGAUACUAUGGUGCGCCAGGCAGCUAUGGUUGUUAAGUGUUUUCUAUUGAUGUACUACAAAAACAGUAGGGGACACAACUAUCGAAAGCAGGGACAAAUGUUGACGCUUGUUGAAUACUUCCUUCUUUUGUACCGAGCUUUGUUGCCAACUCCUGUUUGGUACCGGUUCUUCCUGAACAAGGAAUAUGGAAGCCUCUUUUCAUCCCUCACUACAGGGCUAUACCUUACUUUCAAGCUGACAUCAGUGGUGGAGAAAGUUCAAUCAUUUUUUUCUGCAUUGAAGGCGCUAUCACGGAAGGUACAUUAUGGGUCUUAUGCAACCACAGAACAGGUGAUUGCAGCUGGUGAUCUUUGUGCCAUUUGCCAAGAGAAAAUGCACGCUCCCAUCUUACUUCAUUGUAAACACAUCUUCUGUGAGGACUGUGUCUCUGAGUGGUUUGAGAGAGAAAGGACGUGUCCUCUGUGCAGGGCACUGGUCAAACCUGCAGAUCUCCGGUCAUUUGGUGAUGGUUCCACGAGCUUGUUCUUUCAGAUGUUCUAGUUCAGGUCAUCAGCUACAUAUACUGAGCCUGGGAUACAGCAUUAUGGCCAGGAAUUAGCAAGCAGGCUUCUUACCACAUUGUGGUGUAUAUGUUACGGUGUUCUGACAGCAGCUGAAGCUUUCUGUAAAUGUCACCGCUGCUCGAGUUGAUUGCUGUAACCAAUCUAUAUAUGCCCAGUAUGGAAUAUCAUGAAACAGAAGCAAGAGAAGUUUGACGGCAUUUACAGUAUAAAUACGCAUCUACCUCACAUUAUUGUCAAUAAAAUGUCCGCAGCAUAUAUUUUUCA